This is a messenger RNA of Telopea speciosissima, 1041 nucleotides long. RefSeq lists its product as uncharacterized. The coding region runs from base 1 to 1041 and encodes 346 amino acids. The transcript is spliced from 2 exons. Lineage: Eukaryota; Viridiplantae; Streptophyta; Magnoliopsida; Proteales; Proteaceae. Gene Ontology annotation, molecular function: protein dimerization activity. The record is from RefSeq and is a predicted model, not a curated record.
AUGGUAGCAUCAGCAGAAUGGAGGAUAUCAGCAGAAUGGAGGAUAAAUAGGCAUUGCAGGUCUGAAUUGGGUGUGAUGAUCACUGAAAUAAUUCAGACUACAGAGUUUUGGCUUAAUGGGAGGGAUGUAUAUUCAAUUUUAGAGCCUCUUAUUAUAGUUCUUCGCUUGGUUGAUGGUGAUGGAGCUACAAAUCCUUUUUUGUAUGAGGCAAUGGAAAGGGCAAGAAAUACUAUUAUACACCGUUGCAAUAACAACCCAGCAAAGUAUGAGAGGUUGUUGCAAUUGUUUGAUAGUAGAAAAGAGGCAAAUAUAUUACAUCCUGUGCAAGUUGCUGCUGCUUUUCUUAAUCCUUGUCUAAUGUAUGAGGGAAAAAUUUCAUACAACCAGAAUGAUGUGCAAAGGGCAAUGAUCUAUAUCACAAAGAGCAUGGUUCCUCCGAAUGAGAAGAAACAAUUUGGCAAAGAAAUAAAUGUUUAUUUGGACAAAGAAGAAAUGCUACUUCAUGACCUCUCAUUGGCAAUGAUUGAUUGUCAUCCACGUGUAUGGUGGAAUUUGCAUGGAAAUUAUGUUCCAAUGCUUCAAAAAAUUGCCAUUCAAAUUACAAGUCAACCUUGUAGUUCAUCAUCAUGUGAAAGACAUUGGAGUGCUUUUGAAGCAGUGCAAACCAAGAAAAGAAAUAAACUCUCUCCUCAAAUGUUGGAAGAUUUGGUAUAUGUAAAGAUGCAUUCCCUUAUGAAAGUCAAAUCAAGGGAAAUUGAAAAGUUUAGCAAGGAAUCAAUAAAUUUAGAUAAACUGCUUGAGAUUCCAAUGGAUGAAGAUGAAAAUGGAGCUGAAGUUGAAGAUGAGGAGGAUGAAAGAAUGGAAGAUGAUGCAUAUUGGCUUCAUAGAGAACUUGGGAUUGGAGAAUAUGCACGAGACAAUGAUAGUAUUCAAACUUCAACAUAUCGUGGCACUCUAAGUCAGCUGCGCAAUAUCUCACAGACUCCUUUCACACAUGGUUCAACUUCUGAGACACAAGAACCAUUAGAUAUCAAUGAUUGA